Molecule: messenger RNA, 2357 nt
Organism: Humulus lupulus (European hop)
Lineage: Eukaryota; Viridiplantae; Streptophyta; Magnoliopsida; Rosales; Cannabaceae
Exons: 1
Coding region: 554-2074 (506 amino acids)
Source: RefSeq, a predicted model, not a curated record
ACAAUUAGAAACCCUCAUUUUUUUUCUUUUUCUUUUAUUUAUUUUUUUCCUUGACCAACAAAAACCCUAAAUUCAGCUUUAAUCUACAUAUAGUAAAAAGGGAAAAGAAAACCCACCAAUUCAAAACCAAAGAGGGUCUUUUGUUUCUUUUUCUUUUUUUUUUUCCCUUUCAUCCUAUCGAUUUCAUUGAACUCUGUUCUUCCCUUUUUCAAAAAUACUACUACCCUUUUGCUCUAAUCCAAAAGCAAAGCCAAACCCAUUAUAGAUAUCCCAGUUGCCGAUCAGAAAAAUCGCUUUUUUAAGAUUUAUAUUUAUAUACUUAUAUAUAGGGCUGGUACUUUCUGAUCAUUGUUCUCCUUCCAGAAACCCUCUGUUUUUUUUUUUUUUUUUCAUCUUUUUCUCUCUCUUGUUUCUGAUCAUAAUAAAUGAGUCUUUUUGUGCAAGCAAAUCUCCCUGAAACUUCAUUUUUAUCUCUGUCUAGCUAAGCUAAGCUCUAUUCCACGUCUUUCCAUUUCUCCUUUGUUUUUCGCUUCUCUCUCUGUUUCCAGAAGCUAUGGAUUCUGGUAACAGUGGGAGUAUGCAAUCCUCGAGCGGCGGCGACGAAGAGUACGACUCACGCGCCGAAUCGAUCUCAGCACUUUUGAGCUCCAACCCUCAAGGCCACGUCAGCCAUAUGGCCAACCACCACGCGCCGCCACAGCAGCACCCCCACCACCACCAGUCCUCCAUGUUCGACCCUUUAUCCAACUUCUUCGAUCCGACGGCUGUCUCUUCCCGAUCGCCGCUCAAUCUUGACAUGGGCUGGUCCAGAACCUUACGAUCCGACCCGAAUUCUACCGAUCUCGGAUCCGGGUUGAUGCCUUCGUCGUCUACACAUAACCAAAGCCACCCAUUUUUUGCAAACAGUCAGUACGGUCAAGGACAAAGCAGAGGCAGUGGAUUCGGAAUCGGCGGCGCCGGAGUUGGAGGGGGAGUGAACCUUGGCGGCGGAGGAGUGGGACUUGGGUCGAAUAAUACUUUUCAGGGCAUUCAGAUCCCACUCGAAAAUAAUAACGGUCCAAGAGGUACAAAUCCAGGUGCGGUUUCGGGAACUUCAACUCAAAACGACGUGAACAACAAUGUCGUUCGGAACCCGAAGAAGCGGUCAAGGGCGUCUAGGCGUGCACCCACCACAGUUUUGACCACUGACACCACCAAUUUCCGAGCCAUGGUUCAGGAAUUCACCGGGAUCCCGGCCCCACCUUUCACCUCCUCACCUUUCCCGAGAACGACAAGGUUGGAUCUCUUCGGUACAGGGGGAGGCGGUUCGUCCAUGAUGAGAUCAGGACCGUUGGAUUCGCCGCCGCCAUAUAUUCUCAGACCGUUCGCACAAAAGGUUCAGGCUCCCCAGCUUCAGCCAACGACGUCGUUCAUUCCUCCAACAUCAACUUCUUCUGCUUCAUUGCUAAGUAGUGCUUCUGUGGCUUCAACAUCAACUGCCAUUAACUACCAACAACCCCCACCUGGCGGUAGCGGAAGUGGAGGACAGAAUCCUCUCUUGAUGCAAAACCCAGUUCUGAAUUUCCAUUCCCUGCUUCAAGCUCAAGCUCAAGCUCAAGCUCAGCCUAAAUUCUCAUUAUCCAAACCUCAGACGUUAGGACCGCUGGAUCAUCAGAUUUCUCAUCAUGCGCUUGAAGACUUUGGGCUGAGCCACCAUGGGCUCAGUGGACUUCCCAGCCACAUGUCAUCGGACUUGCCGCUGAGGAGCGACGGCAACCAUCCAGCCACGGCAUCCCCGCCAACGACGACUGCUACACUCAACUGGGGUGAUCAAGUCGGAAUGGGCUUAAACGACAACAACAAUAACAACCGAAGCGGAAACGACAACAACAAUAAUAAUAACGUCGAUCAUCAGCAUCAUCAUCAUCACCUUCUCAUGAGGUCAAUGAAUGGUGGCGGUCCUACUACGAGUACUAAUAAUGGCAAACAAAACUACUCGGCUUCUUCAUCGGAUUUUCAUGGCGGUAAAGGGCCAGAGAAUGUAACAACUAGAAGUGAAGGUAUGGUGGAAUCAUGGAUUUGCUCUUCAGAUUAAAUAUUUAGUCGCUUACACCAAAUUAUAUCAAAGAAAAGAAACAGUAUGAAGCACGGUGAUUUAUUAUAUAUAUGAUGAUACAUGAUAGAGAAUCUUUUGUCUCUUCUCCAUCUAAAACCAUGGCUACCAACAUGAUGAUAUGAUCAUCAAACACCUUUUUUUUAUUUAAUUUUUUUUUUCUUUUCUUAAUUACAUAUAUUAAUAUAUGUAAAUAACAACAUCCUAUUUCUUUGCUAUGAUCCUUUCAGUCUUUGUUAUAUAUACAAAAAAAAUUCUUGGUACA